AUGUUUUUACAAGGAAUAAUGUCUCCGGAAAUCCUUUUUGAAACAAUUCAAGUAGAAAUUUCAGAAGUGUAUCAAGAGCACAUUUCCACCUAUUGUCAGUACUUAGAGAAAAUAAUAGAGCAAUACGGAGUAGAAAAAAUGAAUUAUAAAAAUCGAGAUGUUGAGGUGCUGGAAUAUAUUAUUGAUCGUAAUGAAAUAAUAUUGCCUACUGAAAUUCAGCUCACAAAUAAAUAUAACUACAGCACUGAGAAAUUUGGCUCAUAUGCUUCAUCUAACUCAUGGGCAAGCUGCUUUUGUUAUUAUUGAUGGAUAUGAUAA
Molecule: messenger RNA, 318 nt
Organism: Blepharisma stoltei
Lineage: Eukaryota; Ciliophora; Heterotrichea; Heterotrichida; Blepharismidae
Source: the annotation of a GenBank genome assembly